This is a messenger RNA of Carassius auratus (goldfish), 1685 nucleotides long. Its product is annotated as histone H2B-like. NCBI's taxonomy places the organism in Eukaryota, Metazoa, Chordata, Actinopteri, Cypriniformes, Cyprinidae. Gene Ontology annotation, cellular component: nucleosome. Bases 230 to 604 code for a protein of 124 amino acids. Gene Ontology annotation, molecular function: structural constituent of chromatin; protein heterodimerization activity; DNA binding. The transcript has a single exon. The record is from RefSeq and is a predicted model, not a curated record.
UUCAAACAUGGAGUGAUGGGUGGAGCUAUAAUUUUAAGGUCCCGUGAUUGGCUCUCGUUCCAGUUCAGUAACGCCUUGAAUGAUCCAAUUAAAUACAAGUUUAUGGGUCUGACCAAUGACAACUCGGAUUCACGAGGUCCCACAGAAUUAGCAUAGACGAGUGAAUAAAAAGCCCUGUAUGAGUUCAGUCCGCUACUGAUUUCUGAGAGAUUGAAUCGGAAACAUCAUCAUGCCUGAACCAGCGAAGUCCGCGCCGAAGAAAGGCUCCAAGAAGGCCGUCACCAAGACCUCCGCGAAAGGAGGAAAGAAGCGCAGAAAGUCCAGGAAGGAGAGCUACGCCAUCUACGUGUACAAAGUGCUGAAGCAGGUUCAUCCUGACACCGGGAUCUCUUCGAAGGCGAUGGGCAUCAUGAACUCUUUCGUCAACGACAUUUUCGAGCGCAUCGCCGGUGAGUCGUCUCGUCUCGCUCACUACAACAAGCGCUCCACCAUCACUUCCCGAGAGAUCCAGACCGCCGUGCGUCUGCUGCUGCCCGGGGAGCUGGCCAAACACGCCGUGUCCGAGGGCACUAAGGCCGUCACCAAGUACACCAGCUCCAAGUAGAGCAGUCCGACACCGAGACACACCCCAAAGGCUCUUUUAAGAGCCACCCAUCCACUCACUCGAAAAGCUUCUUAUUUUAAAAUUAAAACCAUAGGUUACGUGAAGAUGUAAAUUUGAGCCGUUUACCGCUACUUUCGAGGGCCAUAUUGUACAGAGAUAUCCACGUGUGUCAUAGCGAGUCUUCUUUUAGUUUUCUUCCAUUCAGACCACAUUACUGGAUUACAUCUACAGUUGUCUCUUGGUUUCUAACGCUUAAACCACUUAUUAUAUUACACUUCGAUUUUAUCAAUGUAUCUAAAUGAUGGGUUAUUUAUUUAUUGCCAUUAUUAUUAAGACCCCAUGCACCAUUUUUAUGGUACUGGUGUUGCCUUUAUCAAUAUUACAAGGUUUUAUGCAUUUUUUUUUUUUUUUUUUUUUUUUUUUUGCUGACAUUCUUAUCGUAGAUUGUUAUAAAUACAUAAUUUUAUUAUUAUUUAUUUAAUUUUUUGACUGUGAGAUAAAGCACUUUCCUUUUGUUCAUAGCUGUGAGGACGAGCGGUUUUGUGGUGGUUGGAAUUAUUUUAAAAUUAAUUCAAACAAAAACUUUGAAGCCCAAUAUCUCCAAAGUACUCUGAAUGCAGAUAGAACAAUAUAAUUGUCUUUUGCAUAGUUUUUUUAGAAGUCCACAACUCUGUUGAUAUCCUCAGGGCUGAUGAACCUGGCUGGUGGACGUGGCAGUGAGUGUUUAUUUCUUAAACGUGGUCUUGCCCCUUUCUCUUCAAAGUGUUUGACUAUAUCAGCCAGGGUGUCUCUGCCAAUGCUGAAAAAUGGAGAAAAAAAAACGUUUAACAUCAUGCUAACAGGCAUCUUGUCACCUAUACCAGAAUGUAUUGUACAAAUUAUAGGUACUUUUACUUUACUUAAGUAAAUUUUAUGAUGAAUACUUUUUUACUUUUACUUAACUACAUUUUAGAGUCUGUAUCUGUACUUCCUGGUUUAGUCUUGGUUUAGUCCUGGUUUAGACCUCAGUUAGUGGUUAAACCUGGUUUGAGUCAAAAAAAAAAAAAAAUCCUGUACAUUAAACUCUCCAUAAAUACUUUUA